Messenger RNA from Galeopterus variegatus (Sunda flying lemur), 2424 nucleotides. RefSeq names its product protocadherin gamma subfamily B, 7 (gene PCDHGB7). Gene Ontology annotation, biological process: homophilic cell-cell adhesion. Gene Ontology annotation, molecular function: calcium ion binding. The record is from RefSeq and is a predicted model, not a curated record. Lineage: Eukaryota; Metazoa; Chordata; Mammalia; Dermoptera; Cynocephalidae. Gene Ontology annotation, cellular component: plasma membrane. The transcript has a single exon. Bases 1 to 2424 code for a protein of 807 amino acids.
AUGGCAGGGAGCGGCGCACAGAGGCGGCGGUCCGGCCAGGUACUGUUUCUCUUCGUGCUGCCUUUGUUCCACCCCGCGCUGUGCGAGCCGAUCCGCUACUCGAUUCCCGAGGAGCUGGCCAAAGGCUCGGUGGUAGGGAACCUCGCCAAGGAUCUCGGGCUCAGUGUCCUGGAUGUGUCGGCUCGGAAGCUGCGAGUCAGCGCCGAGAAGCUGCACUUCAGCGUGGACGCGGAGAGCGGGGACUUACUUGUGAAAGACCGAAUAGACCGUGAGCAGAUAUGCAAAGAGAAAAGAAGCUGUGAGCUGCAGUUAGAAGCGGUGGUGGAAAAUCCUUUAAAUAUUUUUCAUAUCAUUGUGACAAUUGAGGAUAUCAAUGACCACGCCCCUCAUUUCCCUAAAGAUGAAAUAAACUUAGAAAUUAGUGAAUCCGUCAGCCCGGGGAUGGGAACUAUUCUUGAGUGCGCAGAAGAUCCCGAUAUCAGUAUGAAUUCACUGAGCAAAUACCAACUAAUUCCUAACGAGUAUUUUUCAUUGGUAGUGAAAGACAAUCCCGAUGGUGGCAAAUAUCCAGAAUUAGUAUUGCAGAAGACCCUGGACCGAGAAACGCAGAGCGCUCACCACUUGGUGCUGACAGCUUUAGAUGGUGGGGACCCGCCCCGAAGCGGUACUGCUCAGAUCAGAAUCGUGGUGGUCGAUGCCAACGACAACCCCCCAGUAUUCAGCCAGGACGUGUACAGGGUCAGCGUUCGGGAAGGUGUGCCUCCCGGCACCUCGGUCCUGAGGGUGAGGGCCACUGACCAGGACGAGGGCAUCAACGCAGAGAUCAUCUACUCCUUCCUUGGUGUGGCUGACAAAGCUCAGCAUGUGUUCUCUCUGGAUUCCACUACAGGAAACAUUAAAACUCAUCGGUCCUUGGACUUUGAAGAAGUGGAAAGAUUUACAAUGAAUGUAGAAGCAAAGGACAGAGGAUCUCUCUCCACACGGUGUAAAGUAAUUAUAGAAGUUCUAGAUGAAAAUGACAACAGCCCAGAAAUAAUCAUCACUUCUCUCUCUGAUCAGAUUUUGGAGGACUCCCCUCUAGGAAUGGUUGUGGCCCUCUUCAAAACACGAGACCAAGAUUCUGGGGAAAAUGGUGAAGUCAGGUGUAGUUUAAGUAGAGAUGCUCCAUUUAAGAUUCAUUCUUCUUCUAAUAAUUACUACAAGUUAGUAACAGAUGGAGACCUGGACCGGGAGCAGACCCCGGAGUACAAUAUCACCAUCACAGCCAGCGACAGGGGCAAGCCACCCCUCUCCUCCAGCACAACCAUCACCCUGCACAUUACCGACAUCAACGACAACGCGCCAGUUUUCCGACAGUCCGCCUACCUGGUCCAUGUGCCAGAAAACAACCAGCCUGGUACCUCCAUAGCGCAGGUCUGUGCCUCUGACCCCGACUUGGGGUCUAACGGCAGCGUCUCCUACGCAAUCGUGGCCAGUGACCUGGAGCCGCGGGUGCUGUCGUCCUACGUGUCCGUGAGCGCACAGAGCGGGGUGGUGUUCGCGCAGCGCGCCUUCGACCACGAGCAGCUGCGCGCCUUCGAGCUGACGCUGCAGGCCCGCGACCAGGGCUCGCCCGCGCUCAGCGCCAACGUGAGCCUGCGCGUGUUGGUGGGCGACCGCAACGACAACGCGCCGCGGGUGCUGUACCCGGCGCUGGGGCCCGACGGCUCGGCGCUCUUCGACACGGUGCCGCGCGCGGCGGAGCCCGGCUACCUGGUCACCAAGGUGGUGGCAGUGGACGCAGACUCGGGACACAACGCCUGGCUGUCCUACCACGUGCUGCAGGCCAGCGAGCCCGGGCUCUUCAGCCUGGGACUGCGCACUGGCGAGGUGCGUACGGUGCGUGCCUUGGGGGACAGGGACGCAGCCCGACAGCGCCUAUUGGUAACUGUGCGCGACGGUGGACAGCCACCUCUCUCAGCCACCGCAACACUGCUCCUGGUCUUCGCAGACAGCCUACAAGAGGCGCUGCCGGAUCUCACCCAUGGUCCUACACCCUCUGACCCCCAAGCGGAGCUGCAAUUUUACCUGGUGGUGGCCUUGGCCUUGAUCUCCGUGCUCUUUCUCCUCGCGGUGAUUCUGGCCAUCGCCCUGCGCCUGCAACACUCCUCCAGUCCUACUGCCUGGGGCUGCUUUCAGCCUGGUCUCUGUUCCAAGUCUGGACCCAAGGUACCUCCCAACUACAGUGAGGGAACGUUGCCCUAUUCCUACAAUUUGUGUGUGCCUGGGGAUCAAACUAAUCCGGAAUUUAAUUUUCUCACAUCUGUUGAUCAUUGUUCUGCCAUGCAAGAUAUUCUCAACAAUGACACCUCUUCUGUGCUAUUGGCUAGUAUUUUAACUUCUAGUGUUGAAGGAGAUAAGACUUCUAAACUGGUAAGUACUUAA